Molecule: messenger RNA, 3429 nt
Organism: Mugil cephalus (flathead mullet)
Lineage: Eukaryota; Metazoa; Chordata; Actinopteri; Mugiliformes; Mugilidae
Gene: tomm70
Product: translocase of outer mitochondrial membrane 70 homolog A (S. cerevisiae)
Exons: 12
Coding region: 115-1851 (578 amino acids)
Molecular function (GO): protein binding
Source: RefSeq, a predicted model, not a curated record
ACCUGGCAGUGCACGGGAAGGAGACGACGAAGAAGAAGCGGCGCUCGCCUCGCUCACGCUGUCUACUGGUGGUGGAGGUUUUGGUUGGCUAACCCGUCACUCCGUAGUAAGAUCAUGGCUGCUUCAAAGCCAGUCGAGCCGCAGUCCGGGACUGGACUACCCCGCUGGCAGCUGGCACUGCUAGUCGGGACCCCCAUCGUGCUGGGAGUGGGUGCGGUGUACCUGUGGAACCGCAGCAGGACGAAGGACAGCAAGGGGACCGGGGAGCGGAAAACACCUGAAGGCAGCGCCAGUCCCGUGCAGGGCCAAGACGGCGCAGCUCGGGCCGGCCGAGAGCAGGAGAACAUGAGCCCACUGGAUCGGGCCCAAGCAGCAAAAAACAAGGGCAACAAGUACUUUAAGGCUGGCAAGUUUGAGAACGCCAUCCAGUGCUACACAGAGGCGAUCGCUCUCUGCCCCAAAGAGCAGAAGACAGAUUUGUCAACAUUUUACCAGAACAGAGCAGCAGCCUAUGAGCAGCAGAUGAAAUGGACAGAAGUGGUACAGGACUGCUCUCAGGCUGUGGAACUGAAUCCACGCUACGUGAAGGCUCUGUUCAGAAGGGCCAAAGCUCUGGAGAAACUGGACAACAAGAAGGAGUGUCUAGAGGAUGUCACCGCGGUGUGUAUCCUUGAGGCCUUCCAGAACCAACAGAGCAUGCUGCUAGCAGACAAGGUGCUGAAACAGCUGGGGAAGGAGAAGGCCAAAGACAAAUACAAGAACCGUGAGCCCAUGAUGCCUUCCCCUCAGUUCAUCAAGUCCUACUUUAGCUCGUUCACAGACGACAUCAUCUCCCAGCCCCUGCAGAAGGGCGAGAAGAAAGAUGAAGACAAGGACAAUGAGGGCGAGGCAGCUGAGGUCAUGGAGAGCUCUGCAUACCUGAAGGCAAAGCAGUACAUGGAGGAGGAGAACUACGACAAAAUCAUCAGUGAAUGCACCAAGGAGAUCGAGUCAGGCGGCCGGUACACUGCUGAGGCCCUGCUGCUGCGCGCCACGUUCUACCUGCUGAUUGGUAACGCUACUGCUGCUCAACCCGAUCUGGACCGGGUAAUCAACAUGGAAGACGCCAAUGUGAAGCUACGAGCUAAUGCUUUGAUCAAGCGCGGCAGCAUGUACAUGCAGCAGCAGCAGCCGAUGCUCUCUACACAAGACUUCAACAUGGCGGCCGAGAUCGACACACGUAACCCUGACGUGUAUCACCACAGGGGUCAGCUGAAGAUCCUGCUGGAUCAGGUGGACGAGGCGGUGGGAGACUUCGAUGAGUGCAUCCUGCUCAGGCCCGACUCUGCUCUGGCACAGGCACAGAAGUGCUUCGCUCUUUACAGACAAGCAUAUACUGGAAACAACCCGUCACAGGUUCAGACAGCCAUGGACGGGUUUGAGGACGUUAUCCGAAGGUUUCCAAAAUGCGCUGAGGGCUACGCUCUUUAUGCUCAGGCUUUGACUGAUCAGCAGCAGUUUGGAAAAGCUGACGAGAUGUAUGACAAGUGUAUCGUACUGGAACCAGACAAUGCUACUACAUAUGUCCACAAGGGUUUGUUGCAGCUUCAGUGGAAACAAGACCUGGAUUUGGGUCUAGAGCUCAUCAGUAAGGCGAUUGAGAUCGACAACAAAUGUGACUUUGCCUACGAAACUAUGGGAACCAUUGAAGUUCAAAGGGGCAAUCUGGACAAGGCGAUAGAAAUGUUCAACAAAGCAAUUAACCUAGCCAAGUCAGAGAUGGAGAUGGCCCAUUUGUACUCAUUAUGUGACGCAGCAUACGCCCAGACUGAAGUGUCUAGGAAGUACGGCCUGAAACCUCCCACACUGUAACUCCUCCGCCAAUUGCUCGCCAGCCUCGGUCUUCAUUGCUGAAUCUAACUGUGUUAAAAGUGCAACUGUCUGACUUAAAACUUUGAUUUGUUUAAGAAAAAAAAAAUGAGGAAAGAAAAAGAGGAACCCUGAAUACAUACAGUGUUUACAUCUCAUGAAAAGGGUUUGUUGUCAUGGAAAAAGAAGGAUUUCUAUUCACAAUCACACUGAGGCCGUGAUCCAGGCCUCAGGUAGACUCAGUUGAUUAUCAGGAUGUGGUGGCCGGAGGGAGGGAGGGUCGUAACCAACACUGCUCUUUCCUCACUCAUAAUUCAACCACAUUAUUGUCAAAUCUUUUUACAUCUCAGAAUAAAGCUUGGGGAAAAGAUACAUGAGUUGUCAUGUAUACCUGUUUGAUCAUAACUUAGGACGUGUCACUCCUCUUACAUUUACCUGUCUGCUGAACCAGUGAACGACUUGAGGCAUUUGGGACAAUUUUAAAUCUAUAGGGAAAACUGUGAGAGCUUUACGUAGUUCUAAUGGACUGCUCACUUGUUCAUUUAUGCUGAUCUAAAGUGUUUCUGUCCAGCUACUUCCAUAUGGUUACCUACAUUAACACUUCGGAAUGCAAGGUUAAAACUAUAGUCAAAUGUGUAAUGUCUGUAUUUGUGAUGCUGGAUUUGAUCCCUGAGGAGAACGGGCCUGCGGAGAGCUUCGUUUAGAACCUUUUUUUUUUUUUUUUUUUAAUGGUGGGAUUGCCUGUUUUCUUUUUUUAUAUCCUUUUGUGCAGCAUGUUCAAUUUAUAAAUAAAUGUAAAUGCAAUGCUCGUGCUGUCUAGAAAAACACUAGAAAAACAGUAACAAUAUGACAAUUUGGGCAAAAAGUUUUCGAUUAGACAAAUUUAGCCAACGUUUUUAGCUUUUUGUUUUGAAAAUGUUAAUUUUGAAUGGCCUCUAGCGUCAGAAGAUGUCACAAGUGAUUGGAUGUUCAGUGUUUUUUUUUUUCCUCGCUCACGUCAACAAGAAACAUUUAUUUUCUAUUAUAUUGUGAGAGUUUAUUUUUCAUGCGACAUUUGGGUUCAUCUUUUGAAUUCGCACUUAAAGACAGUGGUUUAAUGUUAUUAUUAUUUUUUUUCUCUGUUUUUACAAUCCAAGCCUUACUGUUUCCAGCCUACAUGCAGCCUGAGAAUUUGUUCAGUACAGUGUAUGAUUUGGUUCUCAAAUAGCAUCUGUACACUACACACCGCUGAUGAAUGUUUGUGUGUCUGGAGCAUAUUCAGUUUUUAGAAUACUACACUGAAGAGCCCCUGUUCUCCAUAAUCCUCGUUCAUCUCAAAGCAGUAGUGGUUCAUUUUCACUUGGUGUGUGGCCGUACUGAAGAACCAAAUCAUGCACUCCAGCUGCACCUGGUGAGGACUACUACUAGAGCAAAAUCAUUUUUCUCAAACUUAAAGAAAAAGAAACGAAAGUUAACCUUCAAAAAAACAAAUGUUUUUCCUGUUUGAUAGAAAUUACACUGACAUUCUUCAUCGACAAUAUGUAUGGUGACCAAAGUGAAAGAGAAUAUGAACCCUAAUAAAGUUAUAAUUCUUGAAAUGAA